ACAGGUGUCUUCAGAGAGACAGAAACGGUGUGUACUGAAUCAACUAUCUACAGCAUCUUGAUCCACGGAGCCACCAUGAAGUCCCAGUUGUUCUCUCUGCUGCUGCUGCUGGGUGUGCUGUGUGUAAGGGAGGUUCGAUUGGAGGACGCUGCGACUGUGAGAGCUGUGCGGCUCUGUGGACGGGAGUUCCUGAGGGCCGUGGUGUACACCUGUGGAGGGUCAAGGUGGAGAAGGCUUCCAGUAGAGGACAUAAAUGGAAGGGUGGACCAGAAUGGUCUGAAACCAUGGGGGGCUGAGCCUGUGAUGGACCAGAGACGACGAGACUUGAACGAAGCCCUGACCACCGUGUGCUGUCAACUGGGCUGUCGGAAGAGUGACCUUACAAUCAUGUGCUAGGGGCCAAUGCGCAGGCAUUGGCGACAAGGCGUUAAUGUUUGUUGGAAAAUAGUCCUUAUUCAAUAUAGUUGUUUGGCUACAAUGGAUGUCAGCUAAAGAUAUCAUUACUUCCAAUUACUUUAAUUUACUUUUAUCAUGACUUCCAAUUACUUUAAUUUACUUUUAUCAUUACUUCCAAUUACUUUAAUUUACUUUUAUCAUUACUUCCAAUUACUUUAAUUUACUUUUAUCAUUACUUCCAAUGAAAUUCCCCCAUUGAUCUUAUCAGCAAUAAAAACUAGACUUGUAACCAUU
Oncorhynchus gorbuscha (pink salmon) is the source of this 690-nucleotide messenger RNA. RefSeq names its product relaxin-like. The record is from RefSeq and is a predicted model, not a curated record. Gene Ontology annotation, molecular function: hormone activity. Gene Ontology annotation, cellular component: extracellular region. The coding region runs from base 76 to 396 and encodes 106 amino acids. The transcript is spliced from 2 exons. NCBI's taxonomy places the organism in Eukaryota, Metazoa, Chordata, Actinopteri, Salmoniformes, Salmonidae.